Closterium sp. Naga37s-1 is the source of this 1269-nucleotide messenger RNA. The record is from the annotation of a GenBank genome assembly. NCBI's taxonomy places the organism in Eukaryota, Viridiplantae, Streptophyta, Zygnematophyceae, Desmidiales, Closteriaceae.
AUGCGCUGCCACGCUCUCCCCUGCGUGCCCUGCCUGCAGUCUGUGUCGUCACUGCUGCCCUCGUGGCACGCACAGCAGCAGCAGCAGCAGCAGCACCCCGCUGGCAUGGGCAGCAUCGGUGCAGGGGUGAAUGCAGGCGUGGGCGGAGGGGCGAGAGAUGGCGAUGCGAGGGAGCAGGUGGAGAGAAUGGAGGGCAUGGGGGCAGGCGAGGCGAGGGGGGUGCAGGGCGAGGAGGGCGUGGGUGCAGGGGAUGUGGCAAUGCAGCAUGGGGAUGCAGGGUGGGGUGCUGCUGAGGGGGGGCACAUGGCGCAGUGGAGUUGGUUUAGCCCAGAGGCCAAUGCAGGGCAGCAUGGCAUGCCGUCUCAUCUCAACCACUGCCCUCCUCUGCUGCUCAUUGACUCGUCUCAAAUCAUCUCUCACACGGUAUUUCCUCCCUCGUCCCUCGUCCCCGCCCUGCAUGGGCAUAACAGCAUCGGGGCGUUCUACUGGUUGGACCGGGCUGUUCCUCCGGCCCACGCACCAAGGUAUGCAUGCCGCUGCGUUGCCUCCACCUACCUGCUCACGCCAUGCCCUUGCGCACCUGCACCCCUCUCUCCUGCUGCUGGCACAUCCCUCACUCCUCAAACCCAGCCUGCAUCCCAUGUGGCUGCCUGCAGUCUCAAACAGUCGCACCAGGCACCUAUUGCUCACAUGCUGUCUCAAGCCGGCUCUUUGUCUCCUCCGCGUCGCCCUCUCGCCCUCAUCCCCUCCUUCCCUUCGUCCUUUCUCCCCAGCGACCAUGGAGGCAAGCUGCUGACGUGGGUGACAGCUGCAGAGGUGGCAGCACGGGAGUUACAGCAGCUGUCACAGUCGCACGGGGUGGCUGUGGUUGCUGCCCGCACUGCCAUCUUUGGUGCUCGCUCUCUGCCCCCUGCUGCUACUGCCACUGCAGCACGUGACCCAUCCAAUGUGCCAGGCGAGGCUGCUGCUGCCCCCGUGGUGCCAGUGCAUGUGCCCCCACGCGAGUACAUGCCUGCUGCAUGGCAGGUGCGCGGGGGUUGGGGGGGAUGGGAAGAGCUGUGCACGGUGUGCGCAACAUGCGCCACCACAGCUCUUCUCCGCAUGCUGGAUGUGCCCAUCGCAAGCAGCACAUGCGCACCUGCCCGCGCAUGCCCGCCAGGGGAGCAGAGUGCCUGUGUGCGGCCACAGGGAGCACGCUGCUGCAGACGUGCCCCCCACACACCCUGCCUGCACGCUCUUCCAUAUCACUCAGGCAAGGCCCACACAUAA